GCCCCGGUUUCUGUCAUUACCUGGGCUGUUGUAAGUUGUAACUCACUCAAGUCCAUCCAGGUGGCUUCCUAACGUGCCAUUCCUUCCAGUCCACGAGAGCUUGGGUCUCAGAGCCUCUAGGUGUGGCAAGCGUGCGGCGAGCAAGUAUGGCAGCUGGCUGAGGUUGGAGAGACCAUGGCAGGGCAGGCGACUCCGAUGGGGAAGACUUUUUCUUCUUCGCCAUUCAAUAAUACGGUCAUGUUUUCCGUGUGAUAUAUAUACAUGUAUUUAGUUCCAAUGGAUACUGCGACCCAGCCUAACCAGUCUUCUCAAACUAUGGUAGGAUUAGGAUCUAGAAACAUAAAAUGUGGAAUGCCUAGUGAUGAUCAGAGUUUUCUCUUGUACUUCAUUAUGGCUACCUACUUUGGUCCUGAUAUUGAAGGGCAGAGCCCCAGAAAAUCUGUGCUGCAAAGAAUAGCCGAGGGACUUCCCCCAUACACAUAUGAUGAACUAACCGGUUCUUUCAUGAAAAGAGUGAAAUUGGAGCGUGUUUACUACUACGUACUUAGGAAGGCUAACAAAUCACUUAUUGUUACAUUGCCCUUCCUGCGCCGAUUCUUUGAAGGCAAUAUAUCCGACCAAGGGCAAGAUGGUGCUUUGAAUUACCCUGAGUUCCUUGAUUUGUUUCCACUUGAGUUGCAUCCUCAAUGUCGCUUCAAAAGUCGAAACAAAAUCAUCGAGAACAUUGUAUUUAUUAACAACCCAGAAAUCUUCCAAAUUAAUCCAGAGGAAAUUGAAAGGUUCAAGAGGCUAAGUAGACUAGAGGACUUAUAUGUGGACAUAGAUGCUGCAGGAUUGCAUGCCACCCUUGGUGAUAAUGUUCCAUACAACAUGUCAGUGGGGAAGUCAGAGCCUAAUGGAAACAUGCCUGCCAUCCCAUCUUGUAGUAGUUCUCAAAAAGAAAGAAGCAGUGAUGAGUUUUCUGAGUUUCAGGAUCCUAUGCAACAUGUCCAUGUUGUGGCACCUAUAAGUAGUGUGCCGUAUAGUGGAACAAAUUUGAUGUACAGCUACAUGGCUCCAUUGCAACCUGAACAUGAUACUGACGCUGAUAAAAUUGGUCCGGCUAUGUUAUUCCUUCCUUCUCACCCAACUCAAAAGGAGUGGUCAGAUAUUGUUGCUGCUACCAAGAAUGGAUUCGCAUUGACUGGAAGUGCAGUUACGGGGCAGGUAGGUCCAAUCAUAGGACUUAUGGACAUUGGAGAGUGUGAAGACUCAUACCUAUUUCGUGUGUCUCUCCCUGGGGUGAAGAGGGAAGAAAGGGAAUUCAGCUGUGAGGUUGACUCUGAUGGUAAAGUGUUGAUACGCGGAGUAACGACAACAGGGGAGAAGACUGUGGCCAGAUACAAUCAGGUGUUUGAAAUGCAAACUCACAACCUUUGUCCACCGGGCCAUUUCUCCAUUGCUUUUCGGCUACCUGGCCCUGUUGAUCCUCAUCAGUUUUCGGGUAACUUUGGCACUGAUGGUAUUCUUGAAGGAAUUGUUAUGAAAGGGAAAUAAAUGUACAUGAUCAAAUGGAUGUGGUUUCGAGUGACAAAAUUCCUGUGUAGUGUCUGUAUUUUGUGUGUAUUGUUUUGAUCAAUCCGACUAUGAAACAUCUUCUCCAUUUUGGCUGGUAACCUUUGACCACCACAUCUUUGCAUGUCUGAUCAAUAGUUAUUCCUUGUUGAGGCACUACAAUAGGAGAGAUUUUAUCCUUUGGCAUUUGAUUUUAAGUUGAAAUUUGCCAAUGCAUAGAAGAGAAAGCUUGAUAGAGUGACAGACAAAGUCCUGAGUUCAUCUAUUAUCAUCAAAUUUCGUCUCCGUUUCUUCAAAA
This is a messenger RNA of Arachis duranensis, 1852 nucleotides long. RefSeq names its product increased DNA methylation 2. Lineage: Eukaryota; Viridiplantae; Streptophyta; Magnoliopsida; Fabales; Fabaceae. Gene Ontology annotation, cellular component: nucleus. The transcript is spliced from 3 exons. The coding region runs from base 262 to 1536 and encodes 424 amino acids. The record is from RefSeq and is a predicted model, not a curated record.